CCGCGAAGGCCCAUGGACAAUGCUCGUGAAACCAUUUUGACGGUAGUAUGCGAUUGUGUAGCGUGUUGUAGUGGGAGUGAUGCGGGUAUGCAAUGGACAAAGACUCGAGGCUAUCAAAGCGUCAGAAUGCGACAGACGAAGGAUGCGAUGAUGAGGGGAAGAUUUUCAGGGCAAAUGCAAAGAGGCGAGGCUUGGUGAAUGAUCUGCUCCGAGGGAGCUUCUGUAGCAAGUCAGCGGGAGGUAGCGGCAUCGGCAGCGUCAUGGCAGCGCGCCUACGUCACAGGACGCGCCCAGGUGAAAUCGUCCCGCCAGCUGUGCGCCGACUGUUCCGGAUUGGGCACACUUACAACGUGAGCCUGGCGUCGAUCGCUUUGUUUAGCUUUUGCGAUAUGGUAGUAGUGGUAAGAGACUUUGCGAAGAAUGUAGGAACGACUUCAGAGCGAGCAGCCGUGUUUCUAUUGAUUUCAACUGAUAAAGGCUGUGAACAUGGUUGCUCCGCCGUCGUGCUCGUUACUGUGGCAGCGAUGAUGCGGCCCACGCAGGGAUCAACGUCCUCCCCCCCAAGACGCCCACCACAACCCCUUCGAUCACCCUACCGGUUCGCCACAUUUCAGACCAGACUAACUUAUUUCCCCGGCCGAGCUACUGCAGUCAACGACGUAGAACGCACGCGCAUGACACACCCAUUACCCUCCCGGAACAUCGGCACCAUAGGGACGUCCUUCUUGAGGACUCGGAAAAAGCGUCUUCCCGAGGCAAGACGUGGUGGUGUCAUGAAGAAAAGCGUGCCAGAUCGACGUGAUCGUCAUGGUUUGCGCCCAAAUGAGGCCUGUUGCUGGGCUGGGUGAGGUGAGGUGUUCCGUUGCGGUUUGCAUAUUAAGCUCGAGGGGUUGCGUAUUAAGUUCGAGGGCCACUGGCCAGUCAAGCUGCUGGGAGAGGGUGUCACGGCAACCACCACGGAAACAGCGCUUGUGUCAAGAGUUCUGGGCUUGGGACACGAUCUCAAGCUGUACAAAGGACAGCCCUGAGUCAACUUGUAAGGAUGGCGUAAUCUUGAAUGAACUGUUUUGACUGUCAAGUUCGCAGAACUUUGUUCAUGUAGUAAAAGUACAAAUGAGCAUUCUCUUUCGAGGUCAGUCUCUUGUUUGUGAUAAUAACUCAUAACAAAGUAACUUCGUAUUCGACAAAAGGUUUUCUCAUGGCGAAGCUCGAAGAGUCGUAAAAUUAACCGUCUGAAGAAUAGAUUUGUUCAAUUCAUAGUAAACAAAUCUAGGCUU
This is a messenger RNA of Cucurbitaria berberidis CBS 394.84, 1277 nucleotides long. RefSeq lists its product as uncharacterized. Lineage: Eukaryota; Fungi; Ascomycota; Dothideomycetes; Pleosporales; Cucurbitariaceae. The record is from RefSeq and is a predicted model, not a curated record. The transcript has a single exon. Bases 93 to 848 code for a protein of 251 amino acids.